Messenger RNA from Macrosteles quadrilineatus (aster leafhopper), 1848 nucleotides. Its product is annotated as homeobox protein aristaless-like. The transcript is spliced from 5 exons. Gene Ontology annotation, molecular function: RNA polymerase II transcription regulatory region sequence-specific DNA binding; DNA-binding transcription factor activity, RNA polymerase II-specific. The record is from RefSeq and is a predicted model, not a curated record. Gene Ontology annotation, biological process: regulation of transcription by RNA polymerase II. Lineage: Eukaryota; Metazoa; Arthropoda; Insecta; Hemiptera; Cicadellidae. Bases 1 to 945 code for a protein of 314 amino acids.
AUGGACCUGACCACGCGUCGACCCGACGUUGCGACGCCUUCGGGCAAGCCAAGGGCCGCCAAGAGUGUCUUCUCCAUCAGGAGUCUCGUGGAGGUCGAGGAAGACUCGGAGUUGGCUAAGAAACCCGAACUGUCAAACACGCCUCCAAGGAGUUCCCCGGAGACGGCUAGCGUGGAGGGCGAGGGAGAGGGAGAGACGACCAUGGGGGUGUCAGGGAGAGACGACGAUGGAAGCGAGGGAGAGCUCGACGACUUCAACUCUGCGCCGAAGAGGAAGCAGAGACGCUACAGGACUACCUUUACCUCCUUCCAGCUGGAGGAACUGGAGAAGGCGUUCUCCAGGACACACUAUCCUGACGUAUUCACCAGGGAGGAACUAGCGAUGAAGAUAGGGCUGACGGAGGCCAGGAUCCAAGUAUGGUUCCAGAACAGGAGAGCGAAGUGGAGGAAGCAAGAGAAGGUCGGACCUCAAGGUCAUCCCUACAACCCCUACCUAGGUUCCGCCCCGGCGCCAGCCAUCGCACCCUCGCUGCCCAACCCCUUCACCCACCUGGGGUUCGGCCUGAGGAAACCCUUCGACGCCUUCCGGUACCCGACGUUGCCGCCUGGGCCGGUGUUCCUAGGACAUCAUCCGCAGUUCCCCCGGCCUCCGCCCUUCCUCGGGCACCUCGCGGCGUACUCCCCGGCCACGUCGUUCCAGAGUCUGUUGGCCAACAUCUCGGCAGCCCAGAGACCCAAGCUGCCGCUACCCUCCGCCAGCCCUCCGGAGCCUGAGGAGCUACCUCCAGCGGUGGCUCUGCCCCCCACCCUGGCCACGACCCCUCCGGCACCAUCUUCCCCUCCGGACAUAGACAGGAGGUCCUCCAGCAUCGCCGCCCUCCGGCUCAAGGCGAGGGAACACGAGCUGCGGCUGGAGAUGCUGAGGAAGAACGGAGAAGUUAGUUAAUCCGUGUAGUCGGCGACCACUGGUGCUUGUGCAAUGUGUCUGAUGAAAAUAUCACAAUCCAGAAACCGCAAUAGAAACUUUAAAAAUUACAUAUCACGAAAAAACUGGAUGGUGUAGAUCGAGAGUAAACUUACCUUGUUGCCAGUUCGGUUAAAAUUUAAACAUCAACUCAUAGAUUUAACAUACUCCCUUAUCAAAUCCUCAACCCCCAAAAGUUCUAAAAUCAUGACGAAGAGUGAUUUAACUGUUAUGCAAAAUCUAGCAAACAACCAACAAUUCUUGCUUAAAAAUCAGGAGUGUUUUAUAACUUUCGUAUUCUUCACAUAGGAACUUUAAAGUCUCUUAAACAAAUUGUUAAUUUAAAAAUGAAAGUUUUUGUUAAAAUUCUUAAACUAUUUUACUGCUUACUAUUGAACUAUGUCUAGAGUUUCGGUUGGUCCAGAACUUAAACUUCUGGGCUUAUACAGUUUUUAAACUAUCUUUGCAAAUGGAGGAUUGUGUUUGAGUUGAAGUCCAAGGCAUGAUGAGUUUUUGUUGGUGUAAGUUUAGAUAAAAACUUUAAAAAAAUCCUUAUUUAAAUUAUGAUCCCUAAUAUGAAAAUUUGUAUUCAGACUCGCAGACACACUGUACAUAAGCGGUAUGCUGGGCGAAUCGAAGCCCAGAACCACCAAAAAGUUAGAUGGACUUGUAUAAAACUAAGUUUGUAAAGCUAUUUAUUGUUAAGUGUUAAUCUAUUUGAUAUCCGUCCCGGUAAGCAUCACUGUAAGUAGUAUAGGUGUUGGUGAAUGCAUAUUUUUGUGGCUUAUACGAUACUAGGCUUCGCGAGUUCAAGAAGUGAAAAAAAGGUGUUGUAAAUCUUGGUUUAAAAAAUCUUAAAAAGUAUUCAUAUAACAAUUGAAUGUC